This is a messenger RNA of Danio aesculapii, 4094 nucleotides long. It is a transcript of the gene ube3a, whose product is annotated as ubiquitin protein ligase E3A. Gene Ontology annotation, biological process: protein polyubiquitination; ubiquitin-dependent protein catabolic process. The record is from RefSeq and is a predicted model, not a curated record. Gene Ontology annotation, molecular function: ubiquitin protein ligase activity. Lineage: Eukaryota; Metazoa; Chordata; Actinopteri; Cypriniformes; Danionidae. The coding region runs from base 232 to 2805 and encodes 857 amino acids. The transcript is spliced from 11 exons.
UUGUGGGAUCGCUCUCCGUGUUUGCCUCAGUUGAUCAAGAUGGCCGCGAAUAUUUUGUGGAGGGGUUGGAGUUGAAUACACGCCGCACUUGGAGCGAUUGUGAUGUUGAGAGACCAGAUUAAUUCGUCAGCACCAGAACAUCUCCAGAAGAUUGCCACCUGACCACCUUUGGGUCUCUUUGAGUUCAGAGCCGUAGAAGAGUGUGAUAUUGGAAACUUUUAAACAAGUCUAAUGAAGCGAGCGGCUGCAAAGCAUUUAAUUGAGCGCUACUACCACCAGUUAACAGAGGGCUGUGGAAAUGAGGCCUGCACGAAUGAGGCUUGUGGCUCUUCUCCGGGUUUCCAGCGCAUGGAUAACAAUGCAGCAGCCAUCAAGGCCCUGGAGUUAUAUAAGAAUAAUGCCAAACUGUGUGAUCCUCAUCCCUCUAAGAAAGGAGCCAGUUCAGCCUUCCCGGAGAACAGUGCCAAAGGAGCUCACAACUUCUCUGCUUGCAGCAACGGAAAGAUGAACCAUAAGGACCUGCCACCCACAAGGGAGGACUUUAGAGAUCUGAAUUUCUUGACUGAGGAUAAGGUGUAUGAAAUCCUGAGCCUCUGCAGUGAGACCGAGGACUAUUCUCCUCUAAUCCGUGUCAUUGGUCGGGUUUUCUCAAGUGCAGAGAGUCUAGUCCAGAGUUUCCGCAAAGCAAAACAACACACCAAGGAAGAGCUCAAGUCCCUUCAAGCCAAGGAUGAAGACAAAGAUGAAGAUGAGAAAGAAACGGCUUCUGGUUCAUCCACAGCAAUGGAGGUGGAACCAGAAGCCUCCGCGUCAAGUGGAGACGGGUCAUCUCACGGGGAGAACAAUGUCCAAAAGUUUGGUCCUGUAGAAGUUUCUGUAGACAUUGAUGCUGUAAGAAGAGUAUACGACAGAUUAUUAUCGAAUGAGAAGAUUGAGGCGGCUUUCCUCAACGCGUUAGUCUACUUGUCGCCCAAUGUAGAGUGUGACCUCACCUAUCACAAUGUGUACGCUGCCGACCCUAAUUACCUGAACGUCUUCAUCAUUGUGAUGGAGAACAGUAACCUCCACAGUCCCGAAUACUUAGAAAUCGCCUUGCCACAGUUCUGCAAGGCCAUGAGCAAGCUACCUCUUCCGGCUCUGGCCAAGCUUGCACGGUUGUGGUCACAGUACGGUGUGGACCAGAUCCGACGUCUGGUCGAGACUUUCCAGCAGCUUAUUACCUACACGGUCAUCAGCAACGAGUUCAGCAGUGACAACCUAGUCAACGAGGAUGAUGGUGUGGUGGCAGCCACUAAGUGCUUGAAGAUCGUCUACUAUGCAAACGUGCUGGGCGGCGACCUAGACACGGAUCACAAUGAGGAGGACGACGAUGAGCCAAUCCCGGAAUCCAGUGAGCUGACGCUGCAGGAGCUGCUCGGAGAGGAGAGACGCAAUAAGAAAGGCCCUCGAGUGGAUCCGCUGGAGACGGAAAUGGGCAUCCGUGCUUCAGACUGUCGAAAACCCCUCAUCCCAUUCGAGGAGUUCAUCAAUGAACCACUCAAUGAGGUGCUGGAAAUGGACAAAGACUAUACCUUCUUCAAGGUGGAGACCGAGAGCAAGUUCUCCUUUAUGACCUGCCCUUUCAUACUUAACGCUGUGACUAAGAAUCUAGGCCUGUAUUACGACAACCGGAUCCGCAUGUAUAGCGAGCGCAGGAUUACUGCCCUCUACAGUUUGGUGCAGGGACAACAACUAAAUCCUUAUCUGCGACUCAAAGUGCGCAGAGACCACAUCAUAGACGAUGCUCUUGUCAGGUUAGAGAUGAUUGCCAUGGAAAACCCGGCAGACCUGAAGAAACAGCUGUAUGUGGAGUUUGAGGGGGAGCAAGGAGUAGACGAGGGAGGAGUAUCCAAAGAGUUCUUUCAAUUGGUCGUAGAGGAGAUCUUCAACCCAGAUAUAGGCAUGUUUACCUAUGAUGAAAGCACAAAACUUUUCUGGUUCAACCCUUCAUCAUUUGAAAAUGAAGGCCAGUUCACUUUGAUAGGCAUCGUCCUGGGCCUAGCUAUCUACAAUAACUGCAUUCUGGAUGUUCAUUUCCCUAUGGUGGUUUACAGAAAACUAAUGGGAAAGAAAGGAACGUUUCGAGACCUUGCAGACUCUCAUCCGGUUCUUUUUCAGAGUCUGAAAGAUCUCAUGGAGUAUGAAGGCAAUGUGGAAGAAGACAUGAUGAUUACCUUCCAGAUCUCGCAAACAGACCUGUUUGGAAACCCACUAAUGUACGAUUUAAAGGAAAGCGGUGAUAAAAUCCCUGUUACCAAUGAGAACAGAAAGGAUUUUGUGGCGCUCUAUGCAGAGUACAUGCUGAACAAAAGUGUGGAGAAACAGUUUAAGGCCUUUAGAAGAGGAUUCCACAUGGUCACUAAUGAGUCUCCGCUGAAAUAUCUGUUUCGACCGGAGGAGAUUGAGCUGCUUAUAUGUGGCAGCAGGAACCUUGACUUCCAAGCACUUGAAGAGAGCACAGAAUAUGAUGGAGGAUACAACAAAGACUCACGCAUUAUUAAAGAUUUCUGGGAGACUGUGCACUCAUUUGAGCAGGAAAAGAAGAGACUGUUUCUCCAGUUCACCACUGGCACAGAUAGAGCUCCAGUUGGAGGUUUAGGCAAACUCAAGAUGAUUAUUGCCAAAAAUGGCCCUGACUCAGACAGGUUACCCACCUCUCAUACCUGCUUCAACGUGCUGCUCCUCCCCGAAUACUCGACCGUGGAGAAACUUAAAGAGAGACUCCUUAAAGCCAUCACUUACGCCAAAGGCUUCGGCAUGCUCUGAGGCUAAAGAACUCACUCUAGCCCUCAGAGGAGAAUCAGCUACAUCCACAACUAAACGUAAAUAUCAAGUAUAAAUGUAAGGCAACAUGAAAUGGGUUCAAAAUAGGGAAGUUCUGGUGACCGUGUGCCUGUGCCUAAAGAGUAGAUAAAACCACACUGGACUCAUGGCUCUCUCUCUCUCUGUCUUUCUCUGUCUCUCUCUCCCUCUUAUGUAAGUGUUCAGGUUCCCUUUUUUGUAUGCACUGAGAUAUAGCGUUAUUUAUUUUAAGGGAUGAAAUCUCGUCAUGUCUGCCAGGAAUUCCACACUUUUGUUGCUUCGUAGUCAUAAAAACAGGAGGAACGGUUGGAAGUUUUCAACGGCUGCAGGACUGAUCACCAACUAAACUUAAUAAAACAAGAUCAAAGGGAGAAAGUGGAACUUUGUUGAUGUAUUACGGUUGAACUGUGAAAGUGCACUUAACUCUAUUCAGAAUGUCUUUGUUUUAUUUUCUUGUCUACCCUUAGGCUUUUUUUGUUUUGGCUCGUGUUUCAUCGGUCUUCCCUAGUUCGUUCACAUUUGCGGCAAUGCUUUGAAAGGUACAGAGCAGCUCCAGUCUCAGUUUGGCAUCCAGGAAUCUGUAUUUAAUGAGAAUCUGCAUUGUUUGUAAUGCCGUCGUGCUGCUCGUUUAUGGCCAGUGUUCUGCAUUUCGCUUCAGAUUCGACUCUCUCUCCCUCACACACAAUUGACCGGUUUGCUAAAGAGGUGCACUCCUGCCGAAAACGAGUAGUGUUAUGAGAGGGAGAUCUCAACUUCCUAUAAAACUCUCUCAGAAGCUUCCUACUAGUGUUUGUUUGUUAUGUUAUCUGUCUUGUUUUAAUUCAAGAUGGCAGACUUUUAGUCCUUGAAUGCUAAUUGACGGUGCCCCAUGAAGAAAGCGUUUUAGUUGCGCUUUUUUUUUUGUUGUUUUUCUUUGCUCUGCACAGUGUCUGGCCCGAUACAUUUGGAUGAAAAUGAGGGGAAACUGGCACAAGUCAUACCACUAUCUUGUCGUGCCAAACAGUUAUGCUGAGAAUCGCCGCUCCGGUUUUGUUCAGGCGUAGCUGGAAAUCCACAUUAGUGAUGCCCUGUACACUUUUUUUGUUUAUUUGUUUUGUUUUUCCUUAUUCCCUCUUGCAGAUUAAAUGUGACUGUGGUUUGAUCCACUGCUGAUGGCGCUAACAUAAAAGGGGGAAACAGAACUUGAUAUUGAGAAUGACAACAUUUGAUUGUUUCAAGUUAUUCUUAAAUAAAUUCAAAACUGAAAAACCAAA